AUGCAAAAAUUUGUUCGACCCUCCAACAACAGUCUGACAUCACAACUAGGAAGACUUGUUUUCGGACGUUCUUUCAUAUUUGCCUGUCUAGUUUUUCUAACAGUCUUUUUAGUUUAUUUGUUUGUUUCUCACUUGUCAAAUUCCGCUCUCUCAAAACAACAAGAAAAUUCAUCACAUUCACUCAAUGAUGAUGGCCCUGUUACACUCAUCGAAAAUGGAAAGAAGAAAUCUCUUGUUCCGAACGAUGAUGAAGAAGACAACACCCCAGUAGAUCCUCGACUUCCAAAGAGACAACAAGUCGAUUUUCAAAAACAUGAAACCAUUGAAAGAAUGGAUGAUAUAGAAUAUGAUGCAAGAGUGUCGAAACAUGAAUUUUUAAAGAGUGACAAGAUUGAUAUUGAAUACUUUGCCAAGGGUAUCAUUUUGUCGAACAGGUUGGAACCUUUUUAUAUCAAUGAAGAAUUAGAACAACAAGUUUCAAUUCGAAGCAAUCCAAAUCGAUUGAAAAAAUACUUUUUCACACCCGAGUUGAGACAAAAGAUUAAAGGUAGCUCCAUGACCGAUAGAAGAAAGAAGGAAAUUUAUAAAAUUGGGGAGUUGAAAGGAGACAGAUAUAGUGUCACGACUGACGUUCCGGGUUUUAAAGUCCAUGUGAAAUUCAACCAUAUUCCUUAUCGAGAUGAUUUUGUUAACUAUCCUUUCGUAAAACCAAGAACAAAAACGGCAUACUGUGAAGAGGACAAUUUGUGCCAAACUGAACAUGGAAAUAACAUGUGCUCGAUUUGUGACAUUGGAAAAGACAAGAGAGAAAGCAAAUUCUUUUACAAGAGUUGGUGUUACAAACCAAAUAUUGAUUUUGCAAUUGUCUCUAUCGAAGAUGGUAUUUUAGAUUACGGAACCGAUCAUGCUGAAGUGAGACACUCGAUUUUUGACAAGAGUGGAAACUUGUACUCCAUGCCAAUAUGGCAUCCAAUCAAACUUCAAGACGAACGCAAAUGGAGCGUUGCUUACAAUCCUCAAAUUGCUGUGGUAGGAAAUGUUUGGUUCCCAAGUGCUGUGGGACACUUUCCAAUUGAAAUUUUACCAAGAAUUAUUCUCCUCUCGACCUAUCUUCCAUUGAAUAUUCCAAUUCUUGUCUACGGUGGUGAAUAUGUCGAAAAAACCAUCAAAGUAUUAUACUUUUUGCAUUCCAAUGAAGAUGUCUAUACUCCACUCACGACCGAUAUUGCAUUGAGAGUGGCCUCAAGUGCGCUUCAACAACCUCUCAAACGUAAUUUAAUUGCAAACCCAAUUCGAAAGGACACAAAGAGAGAUUACAUUCUAGUUGUAGAUCGAUCCGAUUCCAACAUGAGAAGAAUUAAUAAUAAUGAUGAAAUGGUCAAACAAAUUUCUAAUGUGGUUAAGGACUCGAUGGAUGUGAUUCCUGUGAAAUUGUCACAAUUAAGCUCCUUUUUGGAAAUUGGAAAAGUAUUUUAUGAUGCCAAAGCAAUCAUUGCACCACACGGUGCAGGUCUUGCAAAUUUGAGUUUUGCCAAAAGAUCCACCAAAUUCGUCAUUGAAAUUGGAUGGCCAGGAAGACCUAAAGAAUUCCAUUGGCCAGGUGAUUACUAUUGUCAAUCGAGAGGGUCAGGUCUCAAGUAUUACGCUGUCACUGCAGUAGAGGGACAUUACAGUUCCUCGGGUGGAAUGAAAGUGGAUGUGGAUGAAAUUGUGAGCAUUGUGAAGGAUGAAUUCAAACUGUAA
Molecule: messenger RNA, 1743 nt
Organism: Naegleria lovaniensis
Lineage: Eukaryota; Heterolobosea; Eutetramitea; Acrasida; Naegleriidae
Exons: 3
Coding region: 1-1743 (580 amino acids)
Molecular function (GO): glycosyltransferase activity
Source: RefSeq, a predicted model, not a curated record